UUUGGUGGAUGUUGAAGGCAUUCCGUUAUAAAUUGGGUGACAGUUGAGAUUUUUUCUAAAUAUAUGCACACUUAAAUAUGUGUAAAAAUAAAAUUUGCAGUCCAUAUUCUUCAAUAUAGAUAGAGCUUCUGAAAAGCAAUGCUGUCGCGCAUCUUUCUCUUCAUUAGCUGGACAUUUCUAUUUAUGAACUUUCAUCAACUCUUCAACAACAAGAAGAAGACUAGAGAUAAAACUUCUUAACAUUUUAAUUGUGUAAAUCUAAUCAGAAUUUUAUUUUCAGAAAACAAUAGUCUAUUAUUGGCUUCAGUACUGGAAUCCUGAAGACUCUUCUUCAUGGCAGACAAUGUCAAAUACGAUGAGGAGUUCAUUUUGAAUUCUCGAGGCCUGAAGCUUUUCACAUGCAGAUGGCUUCCGGCGAGUCAAAAACCGAAAGCUCUGGUCUUCAUUUGCCAUGGUUAUGCCAUGGAAUGCAGCAUCACUAUGCAAAGUACUGCAAUGCAACUUGUAAAGGCGGGAUUUGCAGUGUAUGGGAUUGAUUAUGAAGGCCACGGAAAAUCAAGUGGUCGGCAAGGCUACGUCCAUAACUUUAAUAAUCUCAUUGAAGACUGUUUUAAACAUUUUACAGAAAUAUGUGAGAGGGAAGAGAAUAGAGGGAAAAUGAGAUUUUUGUUAGGGGAGUCAAUGGGAGGAGCCAUGGCUCUUCUCUUACACAGAAAGAAACCAGACUUUUGGAAUGGUGCAGUCCUGGUUGCCCCCAUGUGCAAAAUUGCAGAUAAAAUGAAGCCACAUCCUUUGAUAAUCUCUAUUUUAAUUAUGGUUUGCAAGUUGAUUCCGCAAUGGAAGAUUAACCAAAAUAAAGAUAUUAUCAAUAUUGCUUUUAAAGAGCCUCAAGUAAGACAGCAGGUUAGAGAAAAUAAAUAUUGCUACAAAGGGCCCCUUUUCCUGAAAACUGCCUACGAAUUUCUGAGAGUUAGCACUGAUCUUGAGAAGAGACUGCAAGAGGUGACACUACCGUUUCUGGUUCUCCACGGCGAAGACGAUAGGGUGACUGAUAAAAAUGUGAGCGACCAACUGCACAAAGUUGCUUCAAGCAAAGACAAGACCCUGAAGCUGUACUCAGGAAUGUGGCACGGUUUGCUCUAUGGAGAGCCACAGAGGAACAUUGACAUUGUAUUCAAAGACAUUAUCAGCUGGUUAGACAAAAGAUGUUCCAUAGCAAAUUCAAGAAUGUAGAAGAGAUUAUUAUUAGCCCUUUAUUCUGAAACGACCGUAGUGAUUUUAGUUUCAAGUAUGAUUCUUAUUUGGUGGUUCUUAUAACAAUUUCAUACCAACUUUAAGAUGUGAGUGCUGCGACAGAACACGUAUUCGAUUGAAUGCGGCGUCAAAUUUGAAC
Pistacia vera is the source of this 1393-nucleotide messenger RNA. Its product is annotated as caffeoylshikimate esterase-like. Gene Ontology annotation, molecular function: lipase activity. The coding region runs from base 334 to 1233 and encodes 299 amino acids. The transcript is spliced from 8 exons. Gene Ontology annotation, cellular component: membrane. Lineage: Eukaryota; Viridiplantae; Streptophyta; Magnoliopsida; Sapindales; Anacardiaceae. The record is from RefSeq and is a predicted model, not a curated record.